GCACACUGGCACAGCUCCCAACUCCUCCCAUUAUCCAUCCAUGGCGUCCUCCCAUCACCAAGAAGUACAAGAGCAAGGCCAUGGAGAUGGAGAGGAAGAGGAACAAGAUAAUAGCCAAAUCACCUCUCCACUGUUGCGAUCCUCAAUGCGGCUCGGCUCGCCGGAGGAGAACUCGCCGGUGGAGCAGGUGGCGCUGACGGUGCCGGUGGGGGACGACCCGGCGACGCCGGUGCUGACGUUCCGGAUAUGGGUGCUGGGCACGGCGUCCUGCGUCGUGCUGUCCUUCCUCAACACCUUCUUCUGGUACCGCAAGGAGCCGCUCACCGUCACGGCCAUCUCGGCGCAGAUCGCCGUCGUGCCGCUCGGCCGCCUCAUGGCCGCCGCGCUGCCGGAGCGCGUCUUCUUCCGUGGCCGGCCGUGGGAAUUCACCCUCAACCCUGGCCCGUUCAACGUCAAGGAGCACGUGCUCAUCACCAUCUUCGCCAACGCCGGUGCCGGUUCCGUCUUCGCCAUUAACGUCAUCACCGCCGUCCGAGUCUUCUACGGGAAGCGCAUCUCCUUCUUCGUCUCCCUCCUCGUCGUCCUCACCAGCCAGGUGCUGGGAUUCGGGUGGGCGGGAAUAUUCCGGCGGUAUCUGGUGGAGCCGGCGGCGAUGUGGUGGCCGUCCAACCUCGUGCAGGUCUCCCUCUUCAGGGCACUUCAUGAAAAGGAACGGAGGAGCAAAGGCGGCAUGACACGCACCCAGUUCUUCUUGGUAGCAUUUGUGUGCAGCUUUGCCUACUACAUUUUCCCAGGCUACCUAUUCCAGAUGCUCACUUCCCUCUCCUGGAUUUGUUGGAUCUUUCCCAAAUCUGUGCUCGCACAACAGCUUGGAUCAGGUCUCCAUGGCCUUGGCAUUGGUGCAAUUGGACUCGACUGGUCAUCCAUCUCGUCAUAUCUCGGAAGCCCACUGGCUAGCCCAUGGUUUGCCACUGCCAACAUUGCUGCCGGCUUCUUCAUCUACAUUUAUGUAAUCACACCAAUCGCCUACUGGAUUAAUCUCUACAAGGCACAAAACUUCCCUAUCUUUUCAGAUGGCCUUUUCACAGUGACUGGACAGAAGUACAACAUCUCUACCAUUAUAGACUCACAGUUUCAUUUUGAUACAAAAGCCUAUGAGAAGAAUGGACCAUUAUACAUCAGCACCUUCUUUUCUAUCAGCUAUGGUCUUGGUUUUGCAUGUCUUACUGCAACAGUUGUCCACGUUCUUCUUUUCCAUGGAAGUGAAAUUUGGCAGCUAAGCAGAUCAGCUUUUCAAGAUAAAAAGAUGGACAUACAUACAAAGCUUAUGAAGAGGUACAAACAGGUUCCUGAAUGGUGGUUCAUCUCCAUCCUUAUAGCCAGUGUUGCAAUCACCAUGUUCACUUGUGAGUAUUACAUAGAACAAUUGCAGUUACCCUGGUGGGGGGUACUACUUGCAUGUGCCCUUGCAAUUUUCUUCACCCUUCCAAUUGGAAUCGUCACAGCAACGACAAACCAGACUCCAGGCUUGAAUAUCAUCACGGAAUACAUCAUGGGGUACUUGUAUCCUGGACGACCUGUCGCAAACAUGUGCUUCAAGGUAUAUGGUUACAUUGGCCCACAGCAAGCCCUAGCAUUCCUACAAGAUUUUAAGCUGGGACACUACAUGAAGAUUCCACCAAGGACCAUGUUUAUGGCUCAGGUGGUGGGCACUUUGAUAGCAGCAUUUGUGUACCUUGGAACAGCAUGGUGGCUCAUGGAUACAAUCCCUAACAUAUGCAACACCGAGCUCCUCCCCCCAGGCAGCCCUUGGACCUGCCCUUAUGAUCAUUUAUUCUAUGAUGCAUCAGUCAUAUGGGGCCUUAUUGGCCCACGCAGAAUAUUUGGUGAUUUAGGCACUUAUUCUGCUGUCAACUGGUUCUUCUUGGGGGGUGCCAUUGCUCCCCUCCUCGUCUGGUUUGCACACAAGGCAUUCCCAGGUCAGAAAUGGAUCCUACUUGUCAACAUGCCUGUGCUGAUCGCCGGAAUCAGCCAGAUGCCUCCUGCCACUUCAGUCAACUACACGGCAUGGAUAUUUGUAGCAUUUUUGUCAGGUUAUGUGGUCUAUAAGUACCGUCGUGACUGGUGGGAGAGACACAAUUAUCUACUUUCAGGUGCCCUUGAUGCUGGUUUGGCAUUCAUGGCUGUCUUGCUAUAUUUAUGCCUAGGACUAGAGAAAAUCAGUUUGAACUGGUGGGGUAAUGAUUUGGAUGGUUGUCCAUUAGCUUCUUGCCCCAUUGCGGAAGGUAUAACUGUACAGGGGUGUCCAGUGGCAAGUGCAUAGCCAAGUUUCUUCUCAUCCACAGUACCGCCGGCAAUGGUAUCUCAAUCAUCUUAAGGAGGAUGCAAAGAUCAAAGAACCAUGCAGAGAGGCUUUAAACAACUCAAAAUGAAGACCAAAAAGAAAAUGUCCAUAUGUUACAAGGAAGAUGAUACUACAAGGUGUACCGAAUACAAAAAUAAGUAAAGUUAUUUGGUGCAUGCUAAAUUGUUGCCGGUGACAGAAAACAGAUUAUGAUAAUAGAUGAACUGAAUUUCUGAAACCAACACUGAAUUGAAAGACAGUAGCCAUCGUCCAUAGAAAUAGUUAAAGUCUGAACAUGAUUCCACUUACCUGUAAAGGUAACAUCAGGAUCACCUUAGCCUUUAAUCAUCACAAGAACCUUGCAGGAAAAAGUAAGAAAUUCAGAUGUUACUUUUGCUUUGAGGGAAAAUGAAACAAUACGGUCAGCAUGUAAUCCUGUAUGAAACAUGGAUAAUAUAAACUGCAUUAUAUAUUGUUUCAUUGGAAGUAUAAACAGUUCUGAUUCAUCGUCA
Oryza sativa Japonica Group (Japanese rice) is the source of this 2856-nucleotide messenger RNA. RefSeq names its product oligopeptide transporter 7. The record is from RefSeq and is a predicted model, not a curated record. Gene Ontology annotation, molecular function: oligopeptide transmembrane transporter activity. Gene Ontology annotation, biological process: transmembrane transport. Gene Ontology annotation, cellular component: plasma membrane. Lineage: Eukaryota; Viridiplantae; Streptophyta; Magnoliopsida; Poales; Poaceae.